GCUAUCUAUUGAUAAGAUCUUUCGUCUUUGUUUUUUUAGGAAUUCGGCGUACCCACUACCCAAGACAAAGGCGGCUUACCACAAGGACCCCACCUCCGUACGACUACUUGGGAGAUUGUUCGCGCUUUGAAUCAAAGUACGGAAUCGUACCUUUAUAGCUACUUUGUAUUCUACAUAAAAACGAGGAGCGUGUAUCAUGUCGAUAGGAGCCCAACUUGCUCCUCUUCUAGCAACUAGUUCUAAUAUGAUAUUAGCUCUAAUAUUAAUGUUUGAUGGGCCGAAAAAAUCAUCUAAUAAAUUUCCGAUUGAGGAAACGUGUAACAAAUAACUUGCAUAUCAAGAAUCUCUUUAAAGAAAUUUCAUAUUACUGAAAUAUUCUUGAUCGGUACGGUACAAUAUCACGAAGAAGGAUUUAUGUCAACAAUAUUGAGCAUCCAAUGCCAGAAAGUCAAACAAUUAGAAGCCUCAUACCAUUUAUGUCAGCAUUAUUUGAGCAUCCAAUGCCAUGCAUGCUGUACACGUCAACUUAGCUGAGAUAGGUGGGGGAGAAAAUUGUCAUGUCUUUGGCCACACGAGUCUCUUGCUUGUGCUUGUAAAGCUGUAAGCUUUUUCCUGAGGAAGAAACCAUUCGACAGCUAAGAACAGCUGUUUUCCGAACGUUAGUAGCAGUAGCAGGUUGCUACUUAUUGGAUCGAAACUACCCCAGUAAGAACUAGAAUCCAAGAAUUAGAAUGAUCCUUUCUUUCUCUGCAGAGAUUUGCUCUUCGGCAUGCUCUACACGUUGAUUGGAAACUCAUCAACGCCCUUUGCCAUUUGUCAAUGUGCAUGGUUCCCCUGGAAGCUUCAUAAUAGAACGUCCAGUUCCCAGGUUGCCAGCCAUUCUAGAGCAGCAGCAGCAACAGCAGCAGCAGCAAACAGCAGCAUGGAUUCCUUGACCGAACUGGCGGCUGUCGGUGGAGAGAACCUUCCUGCAAAGUACAUCCAUCCCAAUGGGAUCAAUGGAGGGAAAGACCCUUUUCUUCUACCCUUCAUCGACAUUCCAGUGAUUGACGUGGGUCACUUCACAAAUCCUUCCACUGACACAGGAAAAGAACUUGAGAAACUCCGUGCAGCUCUGAGUUCAUACGGAUGUCUCUUGAUAAUAAACCAUGGAGUGGAAAGUUUGCUUCUUGACAAAGUUCGGACGGUGUUCAAGCAAUUCCUCGCACUACCGACAGAACAGAAGCUCGAAUGCUGGACAGAAGGGUUUCAAGGAUACGGGAGUGACCCAUUAGUCACAGAUGUAAUGGUGCAUGAUUGGUCCCACAGAUUGCGCCUUAUAACAUGCCCUGAAGAAAUGAGACAGAUGAAAUAUUGGCCUGAAAACCCAAAAAAUUUCAAGGAAGUUCUCCAUGAAUACAGCACCAAGUUGCAGGUGCUUCAUGAUGUCAUGCUGAAGGCCAUGGCAAAGUCAUUGAAGCUGGAUGAGAGUGUCUUUCUGCGGAUGAUUGGAGAACCGGUGAUCAUGUCUGCAAGAUUCAACUUCUACCCUCCAUGUCCGAGGCCUGAUCAAGUCCUUGGGCUCAAGCCACAUUCUGAUGGAACAGUGAUCACUUUUCUCCUGCAAGACAAAGAAGUGGAAGGGCUUCAAGUUCUGAAAGAUGGUCAAUGGUUUAGAGUUCCGGUCAUCCCGGAUGCUCUGGUCCUCAAUGCUGGCGAACACCUAGAGAUAAUGAGCAAUGGAGAGUUCAAGAGCCCGAUUCACAGAGCAGUUGUAAACUCUGAGAGGAAGAGGAUAUCCCUGGCUGCACCUUCUAUUCCUCACGAUGGAAAUGAAAUAGAACCAGUUGAAGGUUUGGUCAGUGAAGAAAGGCCAAGGCUAUUCAGGAAGGUGAAGUACAAUGGAAGAAUUCACCUUCGCUACUAUCAGAGUGGAAGAAGAAUGGUCGAUGAUGCGAGAAUUUAAGUUUCAUUAACAAGCUAUGCCUCCUUGGUGUUGU
This is a messenger RNA of Linum trigynum, 1979 nucleotides long. The record is from the annotation of a GenBank genome assembly. NCBI's taxonomy places the organism in Eukaryota, Viridiplantae, Streptophyta, Magnoliopsida, Malpighiales, Linaceae.